AUGCAGGUGGACCCGGCGCAUUCAUUCGUCGGCGCAUCACUUGCCGAGUUUGUAUCGGCAUAUCCCGUUGAAGGAGGUAUGUACCAUUGGAUUGCAGCCAUUGCGCCAAAGCGAUAUAACAGUUUGUUGAGCUUUACAACGGGGUGGUGCACUGUAUUUGGAUGGAUCCUCACGACUGCGUCAACCAAUUUACUAUAUGCCACCACCGUAAUGGCGUCGAUUGCUCUUUAUCAUGAUGAGUUGGUGGUGAAACCAUGGAUGGUAUUUGUGGCAUAUCAGAUCCUCAACAUAUGCAGUUCCGCGGUUGUCAUGUUUGGUAAUAGAUUUAUCCCCAUGAUCAACAAGUUCUCAUUGAUUUUUCUGCAGUUGGCGUGGUUUAUCAUUACGGUCGUUGUUGCUGCUUCGGCACCUGCUCACAACGAUAGCAAGUUUGUGUUUCGCACGUGGAUUAACAAGACAGGCUGGGAAAACAACGUCAUGUGUUUCAUUACCGGCCUAGUGAAUCCACUGUAUUCCCUUGGAGGCCUAGAUGGGAUUUCGCACAUCACGGAAGAGAUGCCCAAUCCUGGAGUGAACGCACCAUUGGGACUAGCCAUAACCCUAUCAAUUGCGUUUGUCAACGGGUUGUCAUAUCUCCUCAGUCUCAUGUUCUCGGUCCAAGAUUAUGGGAGCCUAGGUGAUACGAGCACUGGACUUCCGCUCGCCGAACUGUUCUGGCAGGCAACUUCCACCAGAGGAGGCGCGUUCGGCCUGGUAUUCAUGAUUUGGAUAGUGCUGGGACCAUGCAUGAUUGGCACGCAAUUGAGCACUGGGCGAGUCUUGUGGGCUUUUGCGCGCGAUGAAGGUCUUCCAUUCUCGAAGAUAUUGGCGCGAGUCAACCAUCGCCUAGGAUCACCGUUCAACGCCCAGCUGUGUGUUGCUGUUAUUGUGGCACUUCUCGGGUGUAUAUAUCUGGGCUCGAGCACGGCAUUUAAUGCAAUGAUGAGUUCUGCGGUAACAAUCAACAAUUUUGCUUUCCUUGUGCCGAUCCUGACCAACGUUCUUCUUCGGCGUCAGACGAUGCAUCGUGGUCCAUUCUUCAUGGGUCAUACAAUAGGCAUGACCGUGAAUAUCGUCUCGGUUGCGUGGUUGAUCUUUGCCAUUGUUUUCUUCUCAUUUCCAUAUCAAAUGCCAGCAACGGGUAUGUACUGCUGUUUUGUGCAGUCCCAAGAUCCAGGCUAA
Messenger RNA from Penicillium soppii, 1221 nucleotides. RefSeq lists its product as uncharacterized. The record is from RefSeq and is a predicted model, not a curated record. Gene Ontology annotation, cellular component: membrane. The transcript is spliced from 9 exons. Gene Ontology annotation, biological process: transmembrane transport. NCBI's taxonomy places the organism in Eukaryota, Fungi, Ascomycota, Eurotiomycetes, Eurotiales, Aspergillaceae. The coding region runs from base 1 to 1221 and encodes 406 amino acids. Gene Ontology annotation, molecular function: transmembrane transporter activity.